Dentiscutata erythropus is the source of this 582-nucleotide messenger RNA. The record is from the annotation of a GenBank genome assembly. NCBI's taxonomy places the organism in Eukaryota, Fungi, Glomeromycota, Glomeromycetes, Diversisporales, Gigasporaceae.
CAAAGUAAUCCGCCGUACAAUCCGGUUUCGCAAUCAACAUUACCGUAUCCUCCACCCGGAGCUUAUCCACCUCAAUCGCCUCAAGGAACUUCUGCGCCUUAUCCACCUCAGAGACCACAAGGUGCAUCUGCGCCCUACCCGCCUCAGAGACCACAAGGUGCAUCUGCGCCCUACCCACCUCAAGGUCCACAAGGAGCAUCUGCGCCCUACCCACCUCAAGGUCCACAAGGAGCAUCUGCGCCCUACCCACCUCAAGGUCCACAAGGAGCAUCUGCUCCCUAUCCACCUCAAGCACCUCAGAAUGUCGGGUAUCCACCACAACACCCUCAACCACCUCGAAAUGGUAGUCCAGUAUCAUUUCCGGUACCUAUACCAACGCCUAAUAAUGGUUAUCCUAAUUAUUCAACACAAGGUGGUUAUCAACAGCAGCCUUAUCCACCUAAUAAUGCCUAUCCACCUAAUAAUGCCUAUCCACCUAAUAAUGCUUAUCCACCUAAUAAUGCUUAUCCACCUCCCAAUAACCAAAUGUAUCCCCCACAAAAUUUUGGUCAAGGAUAUCCACCCACAGGAGGUCCCUAUUAA